Messenger RNA from Rhodofomes roseus, 4013 nucleotides. Its product is annotated as Oxysterol-binding protein-domain-containing protein. Gene Ontology annotation, cellular component: intracellular membrane-bounded organelle; membrane; nuclear envelope. Gene Ontology annotation, biological process: piecemeal microautophagy of the nucleus; exocytosis; endocytosis. Gene Ontology annotation, molecular function: sterol binding; protein binding. Lineage: Eukaryota; Fungi; Basidiomycota; Agaricomycetes; Polyporales; Fomitopsidaceae. The record is from RefSeq and is a predicted model, not a curated record. The transcript has 13 exons. Bases 161 to 3601 code for a protein of 1146 amino acids.
CCACAUUAGGCAGGCUGUGGCUGCGUCACUUCAGAGCCAUUGACUGAGUUCACCACUUCCAUACUUACGUUGCACUCGGUUCCGCUCUGGAUGCCCCCCCGGGCCAUACUCUAUGACCUGAGUGACACGUAUAUCAUCAUCUUGCAACCUGUACAUCAACAUGGACUCUGUCGAAGGUCGCAGCAACGCUCAUGGUGUGCAUGGGACCCCAGACCCGCUGUACCAGGUUAAGCUCUUGUCUGCACUACGGAGCGGAGACCCAGCGCGUAUACAUACGUUUCUGUCCGCACUGAACAAGGAUAGCCGGAAGUCUGUCGAAAGCGAUCAUGAGUUGGGAGCAACCGCGCUUCACCUUGCCAUACGUUGCGCAUCGACCGAUACCGUGGCACUACUCCUAGCUCACCGCGCGAUCUCCCCCAACGCGGUACACCCACCCGGCACCGGAACGACGGCUCUUCAUCUUGCAGCGUCAAUAGCGCGCGUGGAUGUUAUCAAUUUACUGCUUGACCAGGACGGGAUUGAUGACACGCUCAGAGAUAGUCAGGGGAGGACGUGUCUAGACGUCGCGAAGGGAAAGGAGACUAUCCGGGCAAUACAAGACUCGCGCGCGUACUUGACUGCGUCGUAUCGCUCACUGCUGCGUACAUAUAUCCUCUCCGCGCCAGCGGAUCCUCCACCCGACGACCUGAUCAAGCUUUUGUCGUUGCCACGCAUACGCCAUGUCGAUCUAUCGUACCUGGACGAGUCUUCUGGGCGGACUCUCCUCCAUGAAGCUGUCAGGCGGAAGGAUCUACGGUUGGUGGAACUCGCUGUCCGUGCAGGCGCGGAUGUCUUCGCUCGAGAUCGACACGGAAAGGCUUUGUAUGACAGUGCCGGCAAGGACGACCGUGUCAAGGCGUUCUUGAGGCAGUUCACGAAUCAAGACCCGUCUCUGUUGAAACCAACCUCAGAUUCGGAGCCACCUGAGCUGAAGGGGUAUCUGAACAAGUAUACAAACGUAGCGAAAGGCUACAAUACCCGGUGGUUCGUUCUAAAGAAUGGAGUUCUAUCAUACUAUCGACACCAAGAGGAUGAGUCCAUAGCCAGUCGUGGCUCAAUCGCUAUGAAGACCGCCGCACUGCACGUAUCCCCGGGCAACUCAGGCCUGCGCUUCGAGGUGCAUUCCACAGGUGUUCGCGGCGCACAGAAGUGGUAUCUAAAGGCAAAUCACCGCGUCGAAGCUGCACGAUGGACGCAGGCGCUACAGAAAGCGGUCGAGUACGCUCGCCAUGAGGGCGAUAACGAGCGCAAGAGCGGUGAGAGCGACGUGCCUAGCUUGCCCAGCUUCUCCGGGGGCACCUCGAUCCGAGGUACGUUGGUGAGCACGCACGUCUCGCGUGCCAAGCUCGCCGACAGCAUUCACCAUUCCGCCGCGAGCUCAAUGCUGGGUGCCGAGACAGAGUCGGGCGACGACGUCCCUUCGAAGCAUGAGAAGAGCCUGAAGGAGUCGAGCGAUGAGCGGGACGAGGGACACGAGUCAUUCGCCGAGUCUGAGGGCAAGAUACUCCCACACAACAACUCGUUCGAGCUGCAAGGAAGCACACUCGUAGCGCAGGUCGAGCUCGCGUCCGAUCUUGUCUCGAAGAUGCCCGUGCCCGAUCCAUCCCCGAAAGCCAUCGAACUGAGGACAGCCGUAGAGGACACGCUGCAAUCCGUGCAUGGCAUGCUUGUUGAGUACGUGCAGAUGGUCAAGGACCGCGAGGACUGGUGGAAGGCGAAGCUCGAGCGCGAGCGCGAGCGGCAGAACCUGUGGGAAGAAAGCCUGCAACUGGUGGUCCAGGACUCCCAGACCCUGGAGAGUGAGCUCCGCAAGCAGUCUCGCCGGCGCAGCCGAAUGGAAUCGAGCUACGUCUCCGCGAUGACACACGUAGACAGUGGGGGCACGAUCAAGGCCCGGUCGCCCCAGCUUGCUUCUCCCAUGUCUGAAUCGGCCAGCUCCUUCAGUGUUCAGACGCCUACGUCGCCACCACCGACACCUGGACUCGGCGUUGGGAUGAUCCGCCGCCCGAUCUCUAGACAGGCAUCUGCGACGUCACCUAUACAGUCUAUAAUGGCUGCGUCUGCCGCUCGAGCGUUCUCGGCGACUGGGGCCCCGCCUACCGCGGACGACGACACUAUGGUCGACACGGACGAGGAGGAUGAGUUUUUCGACGCGAUUGAGAGCAACAACCUCCCGAAUCUCGUUGUCAAGCCUGUGAUAUCCGACCAUUUGUGGAUCACGAUCCACAGGGACCAGUAUCUCGGCUAUCUCAAGCUUCGUCAACGGCUCGCCAUAGACAACGAUGACCGGCCACCUAUGAGCUUGUGGGCGGUGCUGAAGAAUAGCAUUGGCAAGGAUUUGACGAAGAUAUCCUUCCCUGUGUUCUUCAAUGAGCCAACGAGUAUGCUGCAACGCAUGGCCGAAGACAUGGAGUUCUCCGAGUGUCUUGAUUCUGCGCACGCCGAGACUGACGCUCACCGGCGCAUUGCUUACGUGGCUGCCUUUGCAAUGUCCAAUUACUCGUCAACGAUCGGUCGAAUAGCCAAACCCUUCAAUCCGAUGUUGGGCGAGAGCUUCGAGUACGUUUCGCUAGACAAGGACUAUCGCUACAUGUCCGAGCAAGUCAGCCACCAUCCACCAAUGUCAGCCUGCUGGGCGGAGUCCCCUCACUGGCGUUACUAUGGCGAGGUUGAUGCCCAGAACAAGUUCAUGGGUAAAUCUUUCGAGAUCCGUCCAACAGGCGUAGCACACGCGGAACUUCUGCUCCCCAAGGAACGGGCGCCAAAUUACCCAGUAGCCAAAGGACCGCACGCUGAAGGUCGGGUAGUUGAGCAUUUCAGCUGGAAGAAGGUUACGACCAAUAUCUCUGGCUUCAUCCUGGGCUCGCCGACCAUCGAUCACUACGGUGACAUGGUGGUCACCAAUCAUCGUACUGGAGACAAAUGCGUGCUCACUUUCAAGCCCCGUGGCUGGCGUGGAAAGGACGCGUUUGAGAUCUGUGGCUACGUAUCGGAUGUCCACGGCAACGUGACCUACGAGAUCGCUGGGCGCUGGAACAGUCAGUUGGUAGCGCGAGCCGUAGGUACUGGUAUAGGGCAGCUUCAUCCCGACGUCAAAGUCGGUGGUCAGGACUCGUCCGUGACCCCGGAGUAUAUUCUCCUCUGGCGCAACUCGGAGAAGCCCGCGGCACCAUUCAACCUCACUCCAUUCGCCGUCACGCUCAACGACUGCCCGGAUACGCUCGGGCCCUACGUCGCACCAACGGACUGCCGCCUCCGCCCCGACCAACGUGCCUUCGAGCUAGGCAAGUACGAACGUGCGAAUGAACUCAAGAACAAGCAAGAGGAAUUCCAGCGGGCGACACGGAAAGCGCGUGAGGAGGGCCGCGCGCCCCCUCACCGUCCGCGCUGGUUCUCUGCAGAGACGGAACCUGACACAGGCGAGAGGGUGUGGGCCCCGUCGACGGUCAACGGCGAGCUGGAGUAUUGGAUAGAACGCGACAAAGUGUGGGACUCCAGACAUGUAGGGCAGGUGACUUCUUGGAAGAAUGUUGACCGUAUCUUCAUCGAGGAUCAACCAUAACGCCGCCGCUGCUAUGGUUGGACUUGUUGACACUAUAUGCACGUCUAGGGAUCGACGCGUACGAAGUUAAUGCAUAUGUAUCUAUGGCAUUGUUGUAGACUAGCACGCUCCCCGUUUCGCGAAGAAUAGCAAUGUAUCCGUUGUUCCUGUCAGGGUCUCAGGCCCCGCAAGCGCCGGUGGUGAUAACAUCCUUUGCCAGACACACGAAGGCCUGAUCAGAAUAAAUUUUUGGAGCCGAGAAUCGAUGGAAGAAGUAUUCAUGGCACGGCCUCAGCCGUCAGGCCAGCAAUGGUCUACACAGGCUCAGCCUAUGGCCUUACGCUCACCUACCGCAAUGAAGCCAUCCUCCGGGGUACCGGUCACUUAGUUGGUAUGUCUGUGGCUCGUAGCUGAAUGGAACCGUCAUGCCCUC